Messenger RNA from Diprion similis, 2575 nucleotides. It is a transcript of the gene Dop2R, whose product is annotated as dopamine D2-like receptor. Gene Ontology annotation, biological process: adenylate cyclase-activating adrenergic receptor signaling pathway. Gene Ontology annotation, molecular function: dopamine neurotransmitter receptor activity, coupled via Gi/Go; G protein-coupled receptor activity. The record is from RefSeq and is a predicted model, not a curated record. The transcript has 8 exons. NCBI's taxonomy places the organism in Eukaryota, Metazoa, Arthropoda, Insecta, Hymenoptera, Diprionidae. Bases 430 to 2460 code for a protein of 676 amino acids. Gene Ontology annotation, cellular component: membrane.
CGAUAAUAAAAGAAUGAAAAAAAGUGGUAACGACCGUCUCCGUUUGAUGAGAAGUGGACGGAGUGAGUUUUAAGAAAAUUCCCGAUCGACGAUGACGAAGUGGAGUGAAGGUGGUCGGGAGGUUGGGUUGGGUCGGUUCUCUUCGGGGCAGUAAAAGCCGAGUUCUACAUUGUGAAAAAGAACGCGUAGCUGGGAGAGGAGGAGGAAAAAAGGAAAAAAGGAAAAAAGAGGGACGAUCGAAGAGCAACAAAGGAGGGCGGAAGCUCGCGCAAGGUGGAUUGGGUGUGCAGAUGGAGAUGACGGCGAGCAGAACGCGGGGACCUUCGUGGGCUCGGGAAUCGAAAAUCUCGUGAUUUGAUUGGGGCGUUAGAUGAAAUAGAGGCGAAUAGGAAAGAGAGCGGAAGGCGAAGGGCGGCGGGCCGAGACAGCAUGGAGCCGAAGGUGUCGUCGUCGCCCGCUAGCAACCUGGCCGCGAGGAUUAACGCAACAGUUCGCAGCAUCACGCGUCACUACGACGCACAGCCUCGGUCGAGCAACAGGUUCUACGAUCCCCGGGCGAGAGGAGGAAACGAGACCGGCGACGUCCUCGGGGAGCUUGAUAAGGAGGGCUACAGGACGAACCUGACCUCGCGAAUCGAGGAUACCACCGACCUGAGCGUCGACUUCGGGGCCGGUUUCGGGGGGCUUUUAAACGACUCGACGACGCCGGGUCCGCCCGUCUCUUCGCCGUCGGCGUCGACGUCCGGGAACGAGAGCUACGCGUCGAUAUCGGACCUCUUCGUCUUCGACGACAUAAGCGACUACAUUAACCGACUGAAUUACACGGCCUUCUCGAACCUGACGUCUUACUACGAGGGGACCAACCUGAACUUAACCACCGGCGGAAACGGAAGCUGCACUUCGGUCAUUUCCACGGGGACGGGCCGCGUCGAGUGCGACGAAUCUGACGUCGAUAAAUCGAACGUUAACAAUUGGUGGGCCCUGAUUUUGGUCGUUGUUCCCUGCCUCACCCUCUUCGGCAACGUCCUCGUCAUACUGGCCGUUUUUCGCGAACGCGCCCUGCAGACUGUCACCAACUACUUCAUCGUCAGUCUCGCCCUCGCCGACCUCCUCGUCGCCGUCCUGGUCAUGCCGUUUGCGGUCUACGUUCUGGUGAACGGUGCGUGGACGCUACCAGCCUUCGUCUGUGACUGCUAUAUCGCGAUGGAUGUAACCUGCAGCACGAGUUCGAUCUUCAAUCUAGUCGCUAUAUCGGUGGACAGGUACAUAGCCGUAACCAAGCCGAUAAAAUACGCCAAGCACAAGAACAACAGGAGGGUGUGGCUGACGAUAGUCCUGGUAUGGGCGAUAUCGAUAACCAUAGGAAGCCCGAUAGUCCUGGGCCUGAACAACACGCCGGACAGGAUACCGGACCUCUGUCUUUUCUACAACACCGACUUCAUCAUCUACUCGAGUCUGACGAGCUUCUACAUACCCUGCAUCAUCAUGGUCUUUCUCUACUACAACAUAUUCAAGGCGCUUAGAAACAGAGCCAAGAAGGCUCGGGCGGCCAGAAAACCAAAUUUGAGUGACAUCAAGCCGGGGAGUAUAAUAGAGAACAUCGCUCACACGAGAAGGUUCGCCGAGACGGCGUUGGGAGCUGCAGCCCUCGUUGCACCCGGGCUUGAAGAAGCAACGAACACAGCUUCGGGGAGCAACGAGGACGAGGACGAAAAUGAAACGCCCUUGGAGCCCGGGGUUGUUAUAUCGAACGAUAAGAGCACCGAGUUCAUACUGGCCACCGUUGUCGAGGAGGCUGCUUCCCGGUUCAGUAUGAUAGCCCAGACCCAGCUGACCGGGGGGGGACCAAACGGAACCAGGACGACGGAUUCGUCUUACGAGCCUGUAAGCAGCACGAUUCACGAAGGACUCGAGACGAAUUCGAGUCCAAAUUUGAAGGUGGCGUCAGCCUCGUCGUCGUCUUCGUCGCCACCGCCGCCGAGGACGAUGUCCGUGACGCAGGGGAGAAGAAACGGAAGUAACAACAAGCAGGAGCUGAAGAGGUUGAGGAGCACCCCGUCCAUGCUGCACCUUCAACUCGGACGAACUCCGAGCGUUUUGGGGGGCAUGACUGUGAAAAAGGAAAGAAAAAAUGCGUCGGCUGGCUCGAGGUUCACGAUAUACAAGGCGAACAAGGCGAGCAAGAAGAAGCGGGAGAAAAGCUCGGCGAAGAAGGAACGGAAGGCUACGAAAACCCUCGCCAUAGUACUCGGGGUCUUCCUGGUAUGCUGGCUUCCCUUCUUCACGUGCAACGUGAUGGAUGCCAUAUGCGUGAAGCUCGCAAUCGCCUGCGAACCUGGAAUAACAGCGUUCAUCGUCACGUCCUGGCUUGGCUACAUGAACAGUUUCGUCAACCCGGUUAUAUACACGGUAUUCAAUCCCGAGUUUCGAAAAGCGUUCAAAAAACUGAUCAGCGUAUGAGUAGUUCUUACGUUAUAGAAAAAAACAAUUAGCUUUCGACAAUGUUUAAUCAGUGUAAAAAAUUUUCUUCUCACGAUAUUUUGCUCUUUCUUUUCUCUGCCUAUAUAUACGUAUA